Nilaparvata lugens (brown planthopper) is the source of this 443-nucleotide messenger RNA. RefSeq names its product death-associated protein kinase 2-like. The transcript has 3 exons. The record is from RefSeq and is a predicted model, not a curated record. Gene Ontology annotation, cellular component: cytoplasm; nucleus. The coding region runs from base 42 to 443 and encodes 133 amino acids. NCBI's taxonomy places the organism in Eukaryota, Metazoa, Arthropoda, Insecta, Hemiptera, Delphacidae. Gene Ontology annotation, molecular function: ATP binding; protein serine/threonine kinase activity. Gene Ontology annotation, biological process: protein phosphorylation; positive regulation of apoptotic process; intracellular signal transduction.
CUGUUCACAUAGUGCGUCAGAUAUUGGAGGCAGUACAACAUAUGCACAACAUACAUUUGGCACAUCUUGAUCUAAAGCCUGAGAACGUGCUGGUGGUAUCACGACUGGAAUGGCUGCCGCACAUCAAAGUGAUUGACUUUGGUCUGAGCCAAUGGCUGGAUGAGACAGGGGCGGAUGUGAAGACUGUGUUUGGCACCCCUGAGUUUGUGGCGCCCGAGGUCGUCAAUUAUGACAGCUUAUCGCUAGCUACUGACAUGUGGUCCAUCGGUGUUAUCACUUAUAUUUUGUUAAGUGGAGCAUCGCCUUUCUUGGGUGAAACAAAACAGGAGACUUACUCAAAUGUGGUGAACGGCACGUUUUCAUUUGACAGGGAGUAUUUGAAUCAAUCAGCGAAGAUGCCAAAGAUUUCAUUUGUCGACUGCUCGUUAAGGAUCCAAGGUUAG